UCCCCAAAAAAAUUAGAGGUGAGUUUUCUGUUUAUCAGAGCGGAGAAUCAUGCAAAAUCAUAUAAAAUUCAUUUUUCUUUCUCAUAUUAUUUUCAUUAGCAUCGGUUUUGCCACUGCCUCUAGGUGUGGCUACACAGGAAAUUUUACAUCUAAUAGUACCUAUGCCAAUAAUCGGUACCAAAUCCUCUCUUCUCUGGCUCCCAACGUCUCUGCAAAUGGUGGUUUCUUCAACAACAGCAUCGGCCAAGAACCCUACAAAGUAUACGCUCUUGGGCUUUGCAGAGGAGAUGCUGCACCAGAGUAUUGUUUCGAUUGUAUCAGCUCCACCAGUCAACAACUCAUGGCAGAGUGUCCAAACCAGAAAGAAGCAACUCUUUGGGCACUUAAAGGUCAAUGUCUUGUACGCUACGCAAACCGCUCUUUUUUCGGAAUACUGGAGCUAGAUCCUAUGGAUUAUGGCGAUAUUAUCAAUUCUUCAAAUAUAACAGAGUUUGAUCAGAAAUGGGAUGAUUUGAUGGCAAGGGUGAUCGACAGAGCUUCAAGUGGCUCUUCCAGGAUUAAGUAUGCAACGGAGGAAGUGAGACUGACUCAGUUUCAGGACAUACAUGCUCUGAUGCAGUGUACUCCAGAUCUGUCUCAGAGUGACUGCCGUUCCUGCCUGAGAGAAAACGUAGUUAGUUUUAAAAGUUACUGCCAUGGGAAGCAUGGAUGUUCUGUUCAGAGACCUAACUGUUAUUUGCGGUCGGAUUUGUCUCCCUUUUACAAUGCUUCUGCGUCUCCUCCAGCUCCUCCACCUCCGUCACUGUCUCCUCCUCCAUCUCCAUCCAGUAAUUCUCCUCCAGGGACAACCAAUACAACAAAUGCAAACAAUGAUGAUGAUGGCGGCGGCAUUGAACCUGGAACUAUUGCAGCUAUUGUUGUUCCUACAGUUACUUUCAUCGCAUUUCUUGCCCUCACUUGCAUCUUUCUGAUCCAAAGGAGAAAGAAGCGCUAUCAGGAGGUUGAAAAUGCAGAUGAAGUUGAGAGUGUGAAAUCCUUGCAAUUUGACUUGGCGACGAUAAGAAAUGCAACUGAUAACUUUUCUGAUGCAAAUAAGCUUGGACAAGGGGGAUUUGGUGCUGUUUAUAAGGGUACACUGCCAGAUGGACAAUAUGUAGCGGUGAAGAGGCUGUCUAGACAUUCAAGUCAAGGAGAAGUAGAAUUUAAGAAUGAGGUGUUGUUAAUGACAAAGCUUCAACACAGGAAUCUCGUCAAGCUUCUGGGUUUCUGCUUGGCAGGAAAUGAAAGGCUUCUCAUUUAUGAGUUUGUGCCUAACUCGAGCCUUGAUCACUUCCUAUUUGAUCCGACAAAGCGUGCUUUAUUGAAUUGGCAAAUUCGCUACAGAAUUUUUGGGGGCAUUGCUCGAGGGCUUCUUUACCUUCAUGAAGAUUCUCGACUGCGAAUUAUUCAUCGUGAUCUCAAAGCAGGGAAUAUAAUGUUGGAUGAAGAAAUGAGUCCCAAGAUUUCGGAUUUUGGAAUGGCAAAGUUGUUUGAAGUGGAUCAAACUCAAGACGCUACAAGCAGAGUUGUGGGAACCUAUGGAUAUAUGGCUCCCGAGUAUGUAAGGCACGGACGCUUCUCCGUUAAAUCUGAUGUGUAUAGCUUUGGUGUAUUGGUUUUGGAGAUCAUCAGCGGUCAAAAGAUCAAUCGUUUCCGUUAUAGGGAAGAGGCUGAGGACCUCCUAACCUUCGCUUGGAAAAACUGGAAUGGAGGGACAGUGUCAAAUUUGAUAGAUCCGACACUGAGGGUUGGUUCGAGAAGUGAAAUGGUGAGAUGUAUCCACAUUGGACUCCUCUGUGUUCAAGAAAAUGAAGCCAGUAGACCAACCAUGGCUUCAGUUGUUCUAAUGUUCAGCAGCUCAUCCGUUUCCCUCUCAGCACCCUUGAGACCUGCCUUUUUCAGCGGCACUUUUGUCGAUUCUGAGGCAUCAGCAUCAACAACAACAGCAGAUCAAUCUGUUAAAUUCACCACCAAUGAGGCUUCAAUCACUGACUUAGUACCUCGAUAACGCACAAGGAUGGAGGCAGUGACAUGAGGUAUUAUAUAUGCAGGGAAAUUCUUCCUGCAUCUUCGUUCAUUGACAAUGCUGCUGGAAAAAAGUUCGUCUCUUAAAUGGUACGAGUCAGUAGUGAAUGCAGUUCCUUUGUUAGUCCUUAUCUCGAUGAUUGUUUGAGUUAAAGCUGCUGCUGUGCAGUGGUGUCGUUUUUAUUCUGAUCACUCAUAGUAGUUGGUUAGAAUUUUUUCUUCGUUCGGUCCAGUUAAAUGUUUGUUAGUUUUUCUUAAUUCUGAUUGCACAAGAAUGUUCUUAUGCUUCUAUUUAACAACAGAAAUAAAUGAGUUUGGUGGCUUUUGCUUUAU
Molecule: messenger RNA, 2397 nt
Organism: Tripterygium wilfordii
Lineage: Eukaryota; Viridiplantae; Streptophyta; Magnoliopsida; Celastrales; Celastraceae
Product: putative receptor-like protein kinase At4g00960
Exons: 7
Coding region: 50-2047 (665 amino acids)
Biological process (GO): protein phosphorylation
Molecular function (GO): ATP binding; protein kinase activity
Source: RefSeq, a predicted model, not a curated record